GUGGAUUAGAAGGCCUCUGCUGCCUGCUUGUGGUUGGUUAUUAUACUCAUCUGACAUUAAUUUUUUUUUAUCUUUAAUUUUUUUAUUUGCGCGGUUUUAAUAUACAACCUUUAUCCACCUGGACAUUAUUUAGCAACACGUUUGUGAAUCUGUGCAAACUUUGCGGCAGUGGCUGACAGACUGUGGUUGAAGCCUCCUCUGCGCUGGUUAAAUCCGCUCAGGUGCAUGAGCCGCAGGGCGCAUGCUCCGCCCCGGCCAGGACGGCUAGAAAAAAACAGGAAGACACACCGCUGAAGACUGUCGCUUCCCUCUUGUCACCCAGGGGUUAAAAAGUUAACGAAACUUCAAGGAGUCAUGGAUACGCUUUUGGGGCACAUCGCUGUUUGGAUAUACUCAUAACACACACUCCUCAUCCGUGUAGUUUCCGUGAACAGAACUUUUGUAGAGUGAACUUCGGAGAGAGGCUCUUUCCGCUUUUGCCAAAAAUCACUUUAGCUCGAAGGCUAACCUUGCUAAAGCUAACGUUAGCUCGUUUUGCGCCGCGUUUGUCGGCUUUUGUGUACAUUCUAUAAACUUUUAAGUGGUGCUAAAAGUGGAAUGUGUUGAGUUAUUUCUACUUUAACUCCACAGGCGCAACAGGUCGUUUUGGUCGCCGUCGCUCAGUGAGCUGGGGGGGUUGUGCUUUGAAUUUCCCUCCUUCGAUAGGUGGCUUCGUACGGGGGUCGCUUGGCAUUUCACCAAAAAUCUUAGCAGCGUUGAGCUAAUUGUGGUUUGCCCGUGUUGGAGCGACCAGGGCCUGGGACGUUUCGAGCGAUUGAAGGGUCGGUGGCGUCGUGUUGGAAGACGGGGGGGAUUAACCGCCACACGUGUUUAAUUGGACUCGAAUUCAAGGAAACAGAUUAACUUAUUAAUAUGGAUCAACACUCGGGUGGUUCUGCCUCUGCCUCUAGCCACAAGGAGAAGAAGAAGUCAAAGAAGAACAGCGAGGAUGGAGAGAAGAAGAAAUUUACGUUGAAACGGCUGAUUCCUGAUGAGCUGGAGCGUUUGACCAGCAUGAGAACGAAAAAGGACAAAGAGAAACCUGGUGCGGCUUCCAGCCAGCGAUAUUCUUCAGCUGCCAACUAUGAAAUCAGCCAAUCGGGUAACGCGCUGAACCUCUCUGAUGAAGAUGUGCUGGAGCAAUUUGAAAGGAUGCUGGUGGAUAUGAACCUGAACGAGGAAAAACAGCAGCCUCUGAGAGAAAAAGAUCUUAAUACCAAAAGAGAAAUGCUCUCCCAGUACCUGCACACAUCUAAAGCUGGCCAGAGCCAGAAGGAGAGCUCAAAGUCGGCUCAGAUGUACAUCCAGGAGUUAAGGUCCGAAAACAAAGACAAUCAGCUGCUGAACUGCCUGGAAUCCCUGAGAGUCUCACUCAAUAAUAACCCAGUCAGUUGGGUGCAGAACUUUGGCAAAGAAGGCUUAGCUCUUCUUUUGCAAAUCCUGAAAAAACUGCAGGAGGAAAAGGAUGAAAACAUAAAUUUUGGAGGCAAAUGUCAGCAUGAGAUCAUUCGGUGUCUGAAAGCUUUUAUGAACAACAAGUUUGGUCUGAAAUCCAUGUUGGACUCAGAAGAGGGCAUUACUCUGUUGGUGAGAGCUGUCAACCCGAUGAAACCUCCCAUGAUGACGGAUGCUGUUAGACUGCUCUCUGCCAUCUCCAUCUUGGAAGAGCCUGAAGGCCUUCAUGAGCGUGUUUUGGAAGUCAUCACAGAAGAGGCUGAAAAACGAAACAUUGAGAGGUUUCAGCCUCUCAUUUCUGGCAUGCAGAAUAGCAGCAUCGCUUUAAGGGCCAGCUGCAUGCAGCUCAUCAACGCCUUAAUCAGCCGGGCCGAAGAACUAGAUUUCAGAAUCCAUAUUCGUUCAGAAUUGCUAAGACUUGGACUCAGAGAGCCUCUGAAGGCGGUCCGGAUGAUAGAAAAUGAAGAGCUAAAGGUGCAGCUCAGUGUGUUCGAUGAUCAGGCAGAGGAUGACUCGGAGGAUCUCAAAGUGCGCCUCGAUGACAUUCGUAUUGAAAUGGAUGAUGUGAGGGAAGUGUUUGACAUCGUCGUCAACACAGUGAAGGACUCCAAGGCUGAAGGUCACUUCCUUUCCCUGAUGCAACACCUUCUACUAGUCCGGAAUGAUUACUUGGCCAGGCCUCACUACUACAAGCUGAUAGAUGAGUGUGUCGGUCAGAUUGUCCUUCACAAAAAUGGAGCAGAUCCUGACUUCAAGUGUCGUCACCUCAAUAUUAAAGUUGAACACUUAAUAGACAACAUGGUGGACAAGACUAAGGUGGAAGCAAGCGAGGCCAAGGCCAUAGAGCUGGAGAAAAAGCUGGAUGGAGAGAUAACGGCACGCCACGAGCUGAAUGUGGAGAUGAAGAAACUGGAGUCGGAUUAUGAACAGAAGCUGAUUGACCUGAGCCAAGAGAAGGAACAACUGGCCUGUGCGAAGAAGGACAAAGAGAAAGAAAACCAGAGUCUGCAAAAACAACUCGGCACUUUGGAAAAACAGAAUGAAAAACUCUCUAAGGAUCUGGAAGAUGCCAAAACCAAGCUUGCUACAAUUCCCGUUCCUGUUCCUGUGCCAACACCUACUGUGCCCACUUCCCAGCCAGGCCAGCGCACGGGUGGGCCACCUCCACCUCCACCUUUACCUGGCCAGCCAGCCUUACCUGUUCCCCUAGCCCCACCUCCCCCUCCUGUUCCCGGUAUGGCUGGUAUUCCGCCACCACCUCCUCCGCCGCCCCUGCCUGGAAUGCCGGGACCUCCACCACCCCCACCACUACCUGGAAUGCCAGGGCCGCCACCUCCCCCACCCCUACCUGGAAUGCCUGGACCGCCGCCACCUCCACCCCUGCCUGGAAUGCCAGGACCGCCACCCCCUCCUCCCUUGCCUGGUAUGGGACCUCCUCCACCGCCACCACCACCUGGAGCUCCAGGCCUUCCACCUCCUCCACCAGGCCCAGGAAUGCCACCCCCUCCACCAUUUGGCAUGGGAGGAUGGGGUGCCCCGGCACCACCUCAACUACCCUUUGGGCUGCAGCCUAAAAAGGAGUACAAGCCAGAGGUUCAGCUGAAGAGGGCAAACUGGAGUAAGAUCUUACCAACAGAUCUCUCUGAGAACAGUUUCUGGACCAAGGCCAAGGAGGAUCAGUUUGAAAGCAAUGAACUCUUUGCCAAGCUCACUGUAACCUUCUCCUCACAGACUAAGACCUCUAAGGCCAAGAAAGAGCAGGAUGGUGGGGAUGACAAGAAGCAACAGCAGAAGAAAAAGGUGAAGGAGCUGAAGAUUCUUGAUGCCAAGACUUCACAGAACCUCUCUAUUUUCCUGGGAUCAUUCCGUCUCCCCUAUGAAGAGAUCAAGUGUGCCAUCUUGCAGGUUAAUGAGAAGGUCAUCACAGAGUCCCUGGUUCAGAACCUGAUCAAGCAGCUGCCAGGACCCGAACAGCUGAGCGUUCUGGGAGACAUGAAGGAUGAAUAUGAUGAUUUGGCAGAGUCUGAACAGUUUGGAGUUGUGAUGUCUGGCGUGAAGCGACUGAUGACACGGCUGCAGGGCAUCCUGUUCAAGCUGCAGUUUGAGGAGCAGCUGAACAACAUUAAGCCAGAUGUGGUGUCUGUGACAGAAGCCUGCGAGGAGCUCAGGAAAAGCGAAACUUUCUCCAAGCUGUUGCAGAUCAUACUCGUCGUUGGAAAUUAUAUGAACGCCGGCUCCCGAAACGGCAGCGCUUUUGGUUUCUCCAUCUCGUACCUUUGCAAGCUCCGCGACACCAAAUCAGCUGACCUGAAGCAGACACUGCUCCACUUCCUUGCUGAUGUGUGUCAGGAACAGUACCCCGAUGUGAUGAGCUUUCCCGAUGAGCUCAUUCAUGUGGAAAAGGCAAGCAGAGUUUCUGCCGAAACGAUUCAGAAGAACCUCGAGCAGAUGAGCCGUCAGAUAAAGAACAUAGAGAAGGAUCUGGAAACUUUUCCCCCACCGCAAAAUGAGAACGACAACUUUGUAGAAAAGAUGUCUAUUUUUGUGAAGCAAGCCAAUGAGCAGUAUGAAAAGCUGGACAUGCUGCAUAAGAACAUGGAGAAACAAUAUGAAGAUCUAGGAGAAUAUUUUGUUUUUGACCCAAAGAAGAUUUCUGUGGAGGAGUUUUUCAGUGACCUAAACAACUUUAAAAACAUGUUCCAGCAAGCGGUAAAAGAGAAUCAAAAGAGGAAGGAGGCUGAGGAAAAGAUCAAGAGAGCCAAACUGGCUCGAGAAAAAGCAGAAAAAGAGAAAGAGGAGAAACUCAAGAGGAGCAAAUUACCCAACAUCAACACAGAGGACGACGAAACUGGUAUCAUGGAUGGCCUGCUGGAGGCUCUGCAGUCUGGUGCUGCCUUCAGGAGAAAAAGAGGUCCACGACAAGCAGCCAACCACAGGCAGGCCGGCCACGCAGUGACCAAUAUCCUGGCCAAAGAGCUGACGGCAGACGACAAGUCUUCAUCCAGUAAAGACCGCACAAAACGAUUAAAGUCGAGCAAGGAUGAGCCAAAAUUAGAGGGAGCACAAUCUUUGGAGGAGUUACUGGAUACUGCUCUUUCUCGCGCAAAUUAGUCUAAAAUGGAGAGAUUCCCCCUUUGUUAUUCUGCAUGAAUAUAAUUUUAUUAAACAUUCCAGCAGCCAAUGUAAAAUUAAAUUAUUUUCAGGUUCCCCAAUUUUUUUAUGCUAGCAUUGUUUUGUUUUUUGGGAUGGCAGCGAGAGGCGGAGGCUGAGGACAGGACUGUUACCUCAGCCUUAACCUCUACACGGCCAAUAUAAAACAGACUGUACUGUUUUCUGCACCACAUGCACAUAAAUAUUCUCACUUUUUUUUCCCUACCUAACGUAAAUCACAUUCCACUCUUCAAAGGGCAACUUGCUCCUUGCAAAGACUUUUCGUUAUCAUUGACUGAUCCUGGACAUGCCUGAAAGCUGGCGUGUCGUGCGCACGGUUUAAAGUGCUCUCUGGAAAUUCCAGCUACUAUUUUUUAAUGGAUAGCACAAUGAUUUGUCAUUUUUGAGACGCUGUCGGUAAUCGUAUGAUGUGUUCACUGGAAAACAAAAAGUGCCAACCAAGAGGAGAGGUGAUGUGAUUUUUACAGGAGGUUGUGGUCCAGACCUCUUCACCAGCAGCACUCACCACCUUUAUUGUCUGUGUGUUUUUACAGCAAAGGGAUUUAGUUCACUGGUGUGCUUUAACAUAUUUUUAAAUCUUAAAAUGGGAUCAUUUACACAAUUCUUUUGAACACCUCUUUGCUUAUUUCUGAAAAACCAGCGUUCUCCCUGGAACAUAGAUUUGCUCUUAAACUGUACAGGGAUUUAAUGUUAGAUGUGAGGAAACAUUUUUUUGAAAGGGUGUAUCCACAUAAACAUGCUGUAAUGCGAGCGGUUUACAUGCCUGUGUUUUUUUUUUUUUCGUCCAUGAGAGUCUCAGUUUGACGUUAGGCUCCUAUAUUUAGUUUGUGUGCGCCCAAUCACUUCCAUAUAGGUUGAAGUGCGUGUGAUAUGCCAUCUGUAAUUACUGUAUGGUACUAACCAUGCUGUCAGAAAUGAUAGUGUUGUGGUUUUUCUGCUGAGAAUAUAGCGCACUGGAAAACAGCCCUGGAACUGCUGACACAACUAUGUGUUCACAUGUUGAUCUUUGAAUGUUUUUUUUUCUUCCCCCAGCUGAACUGCAGCAAUAAUCUCUGAAAGUCUUUGCCAUCAUGUUGCCAUCGUUUAGGUUUUGAUCUGAUACAAGCCGAUACUCAAAGCAAUAUCUACAAACCUUUGUGCUCCCAAACCUGAAAACACGAUCGGAGGGGAACUCCGUCUCUAUACAACAAACUUUAGUUGCAUAGAAAUAAUUUCUACAUGGCAUGAAAGAAAAUGAGUCAAGCACAGGGUUUUGUGGCACCAACAACUGCUGUUUUCCAUUCAAUCUGGGAAUAGGUCAAACUGCUGCACAAACCGUGGUGCUGUAAGUAAAGAAGCACGGUUGUUUAUCAUGUCUGCAAUAUUCCUAGGUAUUGUGUCAGACAUCAAGUGAUUGUUUGAACUGGAUGCAGAAAGUCUAGAAGUGAGAAAUGGGUUGUUGUUGAAAUGGAUAUCACUGGAAUAUUUGUUGAUUUGCAUUGUUCCAAUUGUUCAUUGAUUGUUUUUCAUUUUAAAGAGAUUGUUUUCUAUGUACAUUUUUAUGACAAUUUUAACGUAUUUGAAUUCUUUUCUUUUUUCAGAGAUUGCUUUAUGGAGUUGUGCACACAUUCUGUUUGUUACACUGAACAAUUAAAAUGUCUUGCAUCAUUA
This is a messenger RNA of Oryzias melastigma (Indian medaka), 6315 nucleotides long. Its product is annotated as protein diaphanous homolog 1. NCBI's taxonomy places the organism in Eukaryota, Metazoa, Chordata, Actinopteri, Beloniformes, Adrianichthyidae. The record is from RefSeq and is a predicted model, not a curated record. Gene Ontology annotation, cellular component: cytoplasm; actin filament. The transcript is spliced from 28 exons. Gene Ontology annotation, molecular function: small GTPase binding; microtubule binding; actin binding. The coding region runs from base 913 to 4605 and encodes 1230 amino acids. Gene Ontology annotation, biological process: actin filament polymerization; actin cytoskeleton organization.